UUCCCUUCACUCCACUCCAGCAGCAACAGAGAAAAUCCCACGUCUCUCCCCUGCUUCAAAAUAUCCUAACUAAUCAUGGUUGAUUCUUCGCUCUUUUGGGUGUGCUAGGCCCACUUUUAGAUUAUUUCGGAAUUGGAGAGAGGGUGAACAAGUACAAUGGUGGGGUUUAAGAAUAGGUAUAUGAUAAUGGAGGUUUUCUUGGACCCGAACCGAGAUCUUGCGGUUGAUGAUCCCAUUAUUAUUACACAGUUUAAUGUGUCAAAAGCAAUCAAAGACAGCAUUCUUGUAAACUUUGGGGAGUGUGGUCUGGCUUCAUCUUUUGGGUCAUUCCAAGUCAAGUAUGUGAAUCCCAUUACAAAGCUGUGUAUCAUCAGAGCAUCAAGGGAGGAGUAUCAAAAAGUUUGGUCUGCCAUUACUAUGGUUAAGAGUAUCGGACAUUGCCCAGUGCUGUUCAAUUUGUUGGACCUAAGUGGAAGUAUCAGAGCAUGUAGAAAAGCUGCCUUGAAAUGUGACAAAGCAAAGUUUGAGCAGUACAAGCUUGUGGUUGGAGAUCGCCUCACAGACGACAUCAAUAACCAAAUGCAGAACUGUCUUGAAAGGAUCAAAAUCUUGGAGCACUGAAGUAUCCUGCAGCCUCCCUUGGAUCUUUCGGUUCAAGACCUGGCCCAUAGUCUUCAUAGAAGCUGCAUAAAAGAGGAUUGACUCUGAUAGGUAGUAUCAUGACUGUCAAUGAUGGGAGGAUAUUGUCCACUUUGGGCGCCGGUCUUCGGAAUUCAGCUGGCUUUUUGCAGGGUCUGUGGAUGGAAGAGAAAGAGGAGGAAGAUGAUCAACAGGAUCAGGAACUGGGGCACUGAUAGAUAGACCCAUCAUUAUUCAUUACUGCUAACUGGUUCUAUAUAUGUUUUUGCUUCUACAUGGUACAUACCAUAAUUUAACAGAGCAGAUAGCAGUGGGAGAGAGGAGAGGCAAUUCAGAUUCAACCCCAAGUUGGAUUGCAUAUACUUGAUCAUGAGAUGUAUAAUUGUAUUCACACAGGAUGACUCAAUUGGCAUAGGACAAAGCAGUCCACUGUUCUGUUUUCUUACCCUAGCCCUGCCACGUCUAAAUAACAAAAAAACUUGAAUCUUAUUGACUCGUUAGAGCAAGGUCUAGACCAAGAUAAGCUCCCAACGUUCCAGAAGGGUGCUACCAUGAAGAUAUGCAAGAAUUCUUACCUGUCAGGUUUCGACAUCAGUCAAUUUUAAUUUCAACUUCAUGUUACCAGCCUGUACGACGAGGUGCCCUUUAGAUGACUCCACUUCUAAAACUGUUGCAUUUUUUCCUAGGGAAGAAACAUGCACCAUAUCGCCAACUUUGGGAACUCUUUUCUUCUCUGCAAUGCAAAUAGAAGGAAAAUCUACCUUGAUGAGAACUUAAACAAUCUUUUUGACUGGUAUUUUCAACCACGAGCAAGAUGGAUAAUGUCACAAGAUCCAUCAGAUGUUUACGAGUAAUACCUGAUGAUGAUUGCUGGGCAACUUUAGCGGGGUGUUUACUCUCACUUGUAGUAGGACGUUCAUUGGUAUCUGCUGCAGUAUGUUGGUUGCUAGUUGCUGAUGCAUGUUGGCUUUUAUCUGCAGCAGUAGGCUGGUAAGGUCGGGUUGCAGAUGAACGAAACUGUCGGACCUUCUUGUGAAGGAGAGACCGUGCCACUGCUGCAGCCUCAGAUACUUCCCGCAUCUUUCUAUAUCUUUGAUCGGUGCCAUGUUCUAUUAGCUUUCUUUUAGUCACCAAUAGAUUUUCAUAAAGAUCUCUUGAGAGCCUGCAAUCGCAACCAAGAACAAGCAACUUUCAAAUUAGGAGAUUGUGCCUUUUGUACGACUUUGUACCACUAUACGCAUACCAAAAGUUACUCAUGUUGUUUGAAAAUUCUUACAUCAGAUGAUAUCGUGCAUCAUUAACACGCUCUUGAAAUU
This is a messenger RNA of Vitis riparia (riverbank grape), 1955 nucleotides long. Its product is annotated as probable ribonuclease P/MRP protein subunit POP5. Gene Ontology annotation, biological process: tRNA 5'-leader removal. The transcript has 5 exons. Gene Ontology annotation, cellular component: ribonuclease P complex. The coding region runs from base 157 to 621 and encodes 154 amino acids. The record is from RefSeq and is a predicted model, not a curated record. NCBI's taxonomy places the organism in Eukaryota, Viridiplantae, Streptophyta, Magnoliopsida, Vitales, Vitaceae. Gene Ontology annotation, molecular function: ribonuclease P RNA binding.